This is a messenger RNA of Bipolaris victoriae FI3, 576 nucleotides long. RefSeq lists its product as hypothetical. The record is from RefSeq and is a predicted model, not a curated record. The coding region runs from base 1 to 576 and encodes 191 amino acids. The transcript has a single exon. NCBI's taxonomy places the organism in Eukaryota, Fungi, Ascomycota, Dothideomycetes, Pleosporales, Pleosporaceae.
AUGAAGUUCUCUACCUCCGUACUCUUUGCUUCCACCAUGGCUCUCGCCAGCGCCUCCUCAAUCUUCUCGAUCGUCCCUCUGAGCGGUGGCAGCCCUAUUCACAUGCAAAAUAUCAGCGUAUACGAUAACGGACUUGCCAUCGGUCCCAAGCAAAACGCCUCUUGCGGUGUUCCCGACAUUGGCUUCGCCAGCUUCUUCCUGAGCAACGCCACCAACAACGACGUCAACAGCCUCUACCUCUACACCGACCUCCCUCCCCGCCGGGCCUUUGUCGACCUCUCUGAGUUCGGCAACAGCCGCAUCCGUUUCUACAGCGGCGUCGACCCCAAGCCUGACGAGAACUUCAAGCUUGCCCAGUUCCUCGUCAAGGACGACGACUUGUUCAUCGUCGACUACUCUCCGGCGGGCGUCCGCGCCCUCGGUUUCCAGGCCUGCCCCCUCCACAACGGCGAGGGCUUCAGCGUCAACGUCGACAACCCAGAGUUCCCGGCCAGCCCCUCGUGCAUCAAGUUCAGCGCCAGGAUCUCCUACCAGCCUGAGCCCGUCAAGUGCCUCUACAACGACAUCCAUUUGUAA